Molecule: messenger RNA, 1288 nt
Organism: Erpetoichthys calabaricus (reedfish)
Lineage: Eukaryota; Metazoa; Chordata; Cladistia; Polypteriformes; Polypteridae
Product: adhesion G protein-coupled receptor E1-like
Exons: 5
Coding region: 390-869 (159 amino acids)
Molecular function (GO): calcium ion binding
Source: RefSeq, a predicted model, not a curated record
CUGGCUGGGUGCCCAUGUUAUGCCUUUGGCAUGGUUACACUUUUCUGACAGCUGAGCGUUGGGACUCGGCCACAGAGGUGUCCAUGUGACAAGUUAAGCACACCAGUAUGCCAGCCAGGGCACCAACUAUGGCAAAUGGUCUAAUAAGGUCCGCUUGGUUAGCCUCACCCUCAGCAAGUCACAUCCUGGGCUCGCAUCACCGCCGAGCAGGAAGUUAAAAGUCUGAACUCAAAGGAAGCCCAGCAGAGAAGGAGGAAGCAGCCAAGUGUCGAGUGCAAGCGACCUGAAAGCCACCGCAAGGAGACCAGAGGGCCACAGGCGUGCUGGAGAGCCGAGGACAGCAGGGAUUCACCCACCUUGACUUGAGCGACCGGGAGAGCAGGCCUGAGAUGAACCUCAGAAGAGAGCAGAAACGGGCUCUGCUGCUUUGGCUCCUCAGCCUCGUCCUGCCCACGUUCAGCCAAGAUCACAUGUGUGAAGAGGAAUUCUUUGAGAAGGUCGCCCAGUGCUCCGGCCCCCCGGCCAACGGGUCUGGCCACGGACUUGACCAGUGUGCCAUCGACGUGUCCUGCCAGGUGUCCACUCAGUUCACUCUCGAUGUGGACAACUGCCAGCUGUUUCCGGGUCUCUGUGGCUCCAACGCCAAUUGCACCAAUACCGACAGCGGGUAUUACUGCAGCUGCCGCUCAGGCUAUCUGCCCAGCACUGGCAUCACCUGGAUUGUAAAUGAAACCCAGUGCCAAGGUAAGCCGAGCCCAUGUUGGGGUCUGACCACACAGACUUUAGGUCCGUGUACCAGAGAUGAUAACCAGGCUGGCAGAGGGGUAGACCACUUUGGCAGUGCAGGGCAGAGUCACCUUGAACUCUGAUCUCUCUUUGAUGGUACGGCAGAGUGGGCCAAAUAUAAUUAGACUGUGCCUGAAGUGCCCCCCAAAGGUGCUGACAUUUGUGGGAUGCCAAGAUGAAUGAGAAGGGCACAAUAGUCAAGGUAAGAGCAAUCCACUGGGCGGUCAUGCCAAGGCAAGCAGCAGCAAAGAAGUGGUGGACAGAGUGACCUGCUGAGCCUGAUGAAGACGCUGCUGGCCCUGGUGGUCCUGGUGGUCCUGGCACCUCUGGCCUGCCAGUUCUCAGUCCUCUCACCUUUUUCUUAUUUCAGAUAUUCAACUGAAGAAUUUUAGCGGUGGCUGUGAAAUUUCUAACUUAAAGGCAAGUAAAAACGCACCGGGGGGCUGCUGGGUGGGCUGCAGAAGGGGAGAGCGGCUGCGUAUUUUCUCAUAGGAAACUCCUG